AACAAACGAGAAGGAAAACGUUGGAACGAAAUUCGAAGUUCAGUUUGGUUCGCAGAGCUUGACUUAUCUAUCAAUUUUCGUACUUUUAAAUCGUUGUUUCACUAGUUUGCCGCAGAAAUCAUCUUUUAUUAGCGUUAAAAGUCAUCUAGCAGUGGUCAUAUUUGUAAAACAUGGAAAAUAUUGCGACGAAGAAAUCCAGCUACGACUUUUUGUCUUCCUUAUACAAGUCUCGUGGAAAAUCGGGAGCGUCAAGUCGGAAUGUUCGAGCUCAGCGUGCUAGCGAAAAUCGUCAGCUCUCCAGGAUGGAUGAAGUUUCGAAACGAAGAAGGAUGCCUCUAUCCCCACUGGCUGAUGAAAACGUGGACGACGAGGCUGUAACAGUGGGCAAAAACGAUGUUAAACAAGAUAAAGCUACGAAUCCAGAACUGAGUAGAAGGGAAAAAUUGCUGAAGUGGCGUGAGGAGCGAAAACAAAAGAAAGGAACUGAACCGCAGAAGAAGUCUUUUGUGGUACGGCACGUCAAGUAUGAGCAAGAAGCUCUCUUGUUUGCCAAUGCUAUGAAGAAAGCAACCAAAGGGGUUACCCCACUGAUAAAGCCCAGUCAGUAUGAAGCAAGCAAACCAGCCAAAAGAGUGACAAGGGCUUCGGUCAGGAUUGCUAAGCAAAGUGCAAACCUGGCAACUGACUUUAAAACCAGAGGGGUGAAAAAGGUGGAGUCCAAACCUAAACCAGCAUGUAGUGAUAAACUAAAGGAAAAGAAUGAUAAACUAAAGGAAAAGAAGACUGAAGUCCAACCAGAAAAGACUGGCAGAGUCACAAGACAAAGUGUACAGACAAAGACAUCUUUGUCCGCCAAAGGUGUUACAGCUUCUCGGUCCAGUAAGAAAGCAAUGGCAGCUGAACUUGACAACAAAGUCAAGACAAGAUCUCAAGCCCAGAAGGUUAAAGAUCAAGCUUCAAGUGAAUGCCAUCCCCCUUUGAAACUUGACAAGCAAAGUGGCCAAAUAUCGUCAACUGAAGAAAUAAAACCUGCUCCUGAAAAAUUGAGCUUCCCACCACUGGAGAAUAUAGAGAAUACUGUGUCACUUGGAAGAGGGAGCACAGAAGGAGUGAAAAGAGGUUCUCAGCCAAGUACAGCAUCAAGAACGGAGGCUCAAUCUUUUGCUCCUGAAGACUUUCAGUUCACUGCGCCAAGUGGUGUCAACACAUUCACUUAUUUUGCAAAAGCAUUCAAGUUUCAGCCCCUCAGUCCUAAGAGUGCAGCAGAAUUUAUGUUUCCGACAUCAGCAGCUUCAUUUUUUAGCCCUAAGAGAGACAAACCAACUGACCAGGUUGAGAAUGCUGUUUUGGAGGAUCCUGUAACAGCUUGUCAUUUAAAUACAUGUAAUGAACUAAAAAUACAAGAAAACAAUCAACAAGAGCAAGUUCAUGUUGAAAUGAUUGAUGAUAUGACAGGGACUUGCAGUGCUACCAUGGAAACAUGCGAUGACUCUGAAAAACAGCAAGGUGAUAAUGAAGCUGUGGCAACGAUCACCACUCCUCCCUCAACUGACAGAGAAACCCCAAGCACUCAAAAAUCCCAUGAAACCAUUGGUGAAGUUGUCACAGGAAUGGACGGUGGCAAUGUUCUUGAGACUCAGGAUGUUGAGGAAGAGCAGCAUGAUGCAAAAUAUUUUAGGAAUCUUGUGACAAGGGAGACUGACAGGUUGAAUGAGAUCUGCGCAAAAUGGGAGAAAAUCAACACCGAAGAACAAGGUCUCAGUGAAGAAGUGACUGGUCAGAUAAGGACGACUAUUGGCCAAGCCCAGUUGUUGAUUGAUCAGCGGUUUCGUCAGUUCUCAGGUCUCAUUGAUCUGAGUGAGGAUAAACAUGCAGAGAAGCCAGCAACUGNGGACUAUCUUAGUUCGCACUUUGUCUUCCGUUCCGAUACAUUAACCUGUAACUUAAGGGAUAGUGGCUGUUCAGUUACCAUUCCACAGCCCCACACUAAUUAUUGUAAAAGAAGUCUGUCCUACAGCGGACCUAAACCAACGCCAGGCAACGACGCCAAGCCCAACAACAAACUUGCUACUGCAAGAAACAGAAUUCAGGAAAUGAGACUGGCCAUGAAGGCAAAGAUGGCAGCAGACAAGGAAAAACUGAGAGCUGAGAAAAGACACCAAGAGGAAGAAGCCUUCGUAACUAUUCUUACCCCGGUUAAAAAGAGCAGUAAAAGCGACGGCAGUGAUGAGGUUGUGUUGACACCAGUACGCCGGUCUAUCCGUAAGACUCCACAGAAACGUUCCAUACUUAGGAACAACACCCCUGUGGUGGUGACCACGCCCAAAGUCAUUAGCGAAAACAGCCCUGGGCUUAGGCUUACGCCAGACAAUCACCCCAACAAGCUGGCUAUCACUGGGACUUGCAUGCAGGUUGAGGACACGAGCGAAAUGGACCAUCAGCUUCAGGAGGAUGAAAUGCAGUGCGAUCUCGAGCAACAGGAACCUGCAGUUUUGAAAUCUGCUUGCAAGCCCGCGGAGAACAAAUCUCGUAAGUCUUCAGGAACAGUCACUUUUCAGUCGCCGAACCCCGAAGAGAGCACGCCAGAAUCCGCGGUAGACGAAGUAUUUUGCAGUCCAGUGGUGUCAACUGGCCUGAAUGGUACAGGCUCAUUCGAAAAUAGGGCGAAGAAGUCAACCCCACAGCGUUUCUCGGCGCGCAAGUGCCGCAUUCGUAUGGGGACUCCUUACUACCAGGAGAGGCCUAGAAGAAGAGUCUCCAGGGUUGAAGAAGAUGCUGGUCAUGGAACUGAUAGCCAAGGUCGAAGCUCGUCAGAUUCCGACUCCACAGAUGAUAAAGCUGUACAGCGCUGUCCUGGAUCAGGAUUGAGAAGGUCAGCGCGAAAAACGCCCUCUAAAUACCGCGAUUCCACUCCAUUGGAGGCUCUUUCUGACCAACAAGGAAAGACACCCGUGGAGGUUUCAAUGAAACUGUUCCAAGCGACGAAGGAAUCUACCACACAGGAAACUCCUAAAAAUGGUAUAGAGCAAGACGCGUUCUCUAAAUAUCUUUGCCCAUCCUCCGAUGAAGAAUACCGCGAGAAACAAACCGUGGAUUUUGACCACAAGGCUACGGAAAACCUGCUCCAAGAUAAAGAAACACGGUCAGAGGACUUGGUUGUUAGCGAGAAUGUAAACCUCACCCCACCUGAAGAACCCCACAACUUCAUCAAACCCUCCAUAACAAACAGCUGUGAUCCCAAAACAGGCAGAACACCCAUACACAUCCUCAGGUAUCUCUCAGACAUGGACACACCGUCGCCAAAUUCCCGCCAGAUUACACCAAUGCCCAAAACCACCAUAUUUGUGUCCCCGUCGGAUUCCACCAAGACUCCAGCUCUUACCGACAGCCUCGGGAUGAUGUCACCGGAGAACGUUGUGCGCCGAUUUACCGCCAAAACUGACGGUUCGCCGCUCCUUUCGCUUGCUCCAGUGGCGGGAAAAGAGAGUCAUGCCGCUGUGACGCCAUGCAGUCAGUUAGCUGCGUUUUCUCUCGACGAGUCUCCAGUCAACAACGAGAAGAGAAGAGACUCAGUUUUCUUCGCCCCCGUCUCGACCGCUAUGGUCAGGGCACAAGAUAACUUAAUGUCUUUCUCGCCGGUUGUUGAGGGGAAGGAAGCAGAUGCGUGAACAUCUAAAUAUGAAGUGUCCACAAAGGUGUGAUGCCGCUCAGUCGCAAGUGUAAAGUCACCAUUCACGAAUAAGUGGACUUGAAAAUAAUUUUCCUUGAAAAGCUUUGCUUGUUAUUGAACUCAAGUUAUUAUUAAAGUUCCUGUUAACAGUUGAAGCGGUUUUCCAUAAGACUUUCGUGAAAGCCAAAUAAAAUUUAUCAACCCGAGAGGAGGCCUAGGCACUACGCUGAAAACUAAUCACUGGGCCAAUCAUAGCUAACGCCAUGAACCAAUCAGAAAUCGAAGAAAACUCGCGGGAAAUCGUACGUCAGACAAAACACGAGAUUUAUGCCCUGAGUGAGUGACAAGCCAUUGCUUUCAAAAGUCAGACGAAAACCGCUCUUUGUUCCUAUUUUUUCAAGUAGUUUUAAUUGUUGUAAAUAUUGCAAUUUCA
This is a messenger RNA of Orbicella faveolata, 4103 nucleotides long. RefSeq lists its product as uncharacterized. The record is from RefSeq and is a predicted model, not a curated record. Gene Ontology annotation, cellular component: cytoplasm; spindle pole centrosome; nucleus. Lineage: Eukaryota; Metazoa; Cnidaria; Anthozoa; Scleractinia; Merulinidae. Gene Ontology annotation, molecular function: microtubule binding. Gene Ontology annotation, biological process: signaling; centrosome localization; regulation of mitotic cell cycle.